This is a messenger RNA of Linum trigynum, 804 nucleotides long. The record is from the annotation of a GenBank genome assembly. Lineage: Eukaryota; Viridiplantae; Streptophyta; Magnoliopsida; Malpighiales; Linaceae.
AUGGCUACACACACUACUCAGGACCCUGGCGGCGGCGGUGGCGGCAGCACCCAAUCCACUCGCGAUCCUCCUCCUCCACGUCCUGCAAUCGAUCCAUACUACGUCAAUCCUAAUGAGAACUUAUCACAAGGUAUCAUCUCUGUCAAACUUGAUGGCUCCAAUUAUCAUGUCUGGAGUAGAUCUAUGCGAAUAGCCCUUAAAACCAAGAAGAAGCUAGGCUUCAUCAAUGGCACCUUACCCAUGUCUGAAGCAACCCAUCCUGAUUAUAAGGCUAGGGAUCAAAGCAACACCAAUGUCAUGGGAUGGAUCCUCAACUCUCUUGUCGACUCCAUCGCUGAGGCAGUCAUGGACAACGAAACUGCCCAGGAUCUCUGGAAAGACCUCCAAGAACGAUAUGGCGAAGCGGAUUCAAUUCGUUUGGCUCAUGUUCGUGGUUACAUCCUAACCUGCAAACAGGGCACUGCCUCUGUCACUGAUUACUACAACAGAUUAGGCGUCCUUUGGACGAAAUACCUCUCUUUCAAAUCUAUCCCUGCCUGUGAAUGCGCAGCCACUCCACUUACCACCUCUUGUGUCACUUAUGCCGCUGUGAAAGAGUCCCAAGAACAAGACUACACCAUCGAAUUUAUUACUGGUCUCAAUGACAACUUCGAGAUGACCAAGAACCAACUCCUGCUCAUGGACCCUGCCCCCGACCUGAAAUCUGCUUACAAAUAUGCCCUGAAACUUGAAAGACAAAUGGGCAAGCAAUCUCAAAAAGAUAAUUCCGGUGUUGACUCAGUGGCUCUAGCUGCAUCUCAGUAG